Schistocerca serialis cubense is the source of this 579-nucleotide messenger RNA. RefSeq names its product serine/arginine repetitive matrix protein 1-like. Lineage: Eukaryota; Metazoa; Arthropoda; Insecta; Orthoptera; Acrididae. The record is from RefSeq and is a predicted model, not a curated record. The transcript is spliced from 2 exons. Bases 1 to 579 code for a protein of 192 amino acids.
AUGAACCUGCCGCCGCCGCCGCCGCCCCCCGCGUGCCGCCCCCAGCGCCACCGUCAGCCUCCACCCGAGACACCAGACAGCCACACGCGGCAGCCGCCCAGACAGGACCAGCUUCCGGCCCCGGCCACUGGCUGCGGCGCGCCGCCUUCUGCCGACAGCCGGACAGUGUCUGGCAGCCAGCAGGUGCGGCCCCCCGCCUGUAGGCUGAUCCGCCGCCUGCUCAUUACGGAGCCGUGCUGCCGCGCUGCGCUCAAGAAGAAGAGCAGAGCCCCAGAAGCCGCGCCCGGCAGUGCUGUGCUGUGCAGGCAAUUAGGGCGCCGCUGCAGGCGGCCUGGCGGCCGGGCAGCGCCGCUAACGAGGCGCCGAUUGGGCGCGCGUAAUGAGCCGGCCGCCAAUUACACGCCGGCGCCGCUCGCCGGUCUCGCAGCCAGACUUAGAGGCCAGGCCAGACACUGUGUCCUCGCCCGGUCCUCGCCCGCCACGUACACGCGCCCCAGGAGACGCUCCAGCCGCGAACCACCUCACGGCCGCGUCUUCACCUCCACACACACCAGCCAACAGCAAACGCCACUAGCAUAA